This is a messenger RNA of Aricia agestis (brown argus), 3035 nucleotides long. RefSeq names its product G1/S-specific cyclin-D3. Gene Ontology annotation, molecular function: cyclin-dependent protein serine/threonine kinase regulator activity. The coding region runs from base 126 to 1061 and encodes 311 amino acids. The record is from RefSeq and is a predicted model, not a curated record. Gene Ontology annotation, biological process: mitotic cell cycle phase transition; positive regulation of G1/S transition of mitotic cell cycle; regulation of cyclin-dependent protein serine/threonine kinase activity. Lineage: Eukaryota; Metazoa; Arthropoda; Insecta; Lepidoptera; Lycaenidae. The transcript is spliced from 5 exons. Gene Ontology annotation, cellular component: cyclin-dependent protein kinase holoenzyme complex; nucleus; cytoplasm.
GGCGGCCGGCCGCACAGCGCACUGUGACUCGGGCACUCGCCGCCGUCGCAACACAACGUCAAGCUCGCUCCGGUGCGAUCAGCUGGCCGCAUAACGGAGCCCGAGACGAGCCGCCGCACGGUGCUAUGGAGUUACUGUGUGCGGAGCGCGUGAGCCCCGACAGCUCUGGGGUCGCGGGGGGCGCGGCGCCGGCCGCCACGGCUAGCGCGGACCCCGUGCUGCUGCAGCGCCGCGUACUGGACAACCUGCUGCGCACGGAGGAGCGCUACGCCGUCACCGCCACCUACUUCGGCACCGUUCAGACCGAGGUCACGCCGCACAUGCGCCGCGUCGUCGCCGAGUGGAUGCUAGAGCUCUGCGAGGAACAGAACUGCCAGGAGGACGUAUUUCCCCUGGCGAUAUCGUACCUGGACAGGUUCCUGAGUACGUGCGCCGUCGGCAAGAGCCAGCUGCAGUUGCUGGGGACUGUCUGCCUGCUCCUCGCCUCCAAACUCCGGGAGCCCAGCUCCCAUGGACUAACGGCGGAGACCCUGGUCUUCUACACGGCCAACAGCGUCACGUAUGCGGAUAUUUGCAGUUGGGAAUUGCUGGUGCUGUCGAAGCUAAAGUGGGACAUCGCGGGAGUGACGGCGCACGAUUUCCUGCCUCUGCUGCUGUCGCGACUGCACCUACCGAGAAAAGUCAACACAGAAAUGGUCCAAAGGCACGCGCAAACAUUCAUCUCCCUUGCCGGAAGAGAUUACAAGUUUACCUUGUACUCGGCGAGCACGCUGGCCGCCGCCUGUCUGUCCGCCGCGCUUCGGGGCCUCUGCGACGACACCUCGCACCUGCUGCGGCUGCAGGAGCUCACCGGCAUCGACCUUGAUUGUCUGCACACGUGUCUCGAGAACGUGGAGGUGAUGGUUCAGGCGGCGAUCGCGGCGACGGCGGCGGCGAGUCGGCAACCCGCGGGCCCAAACUGCCCGGGCCGGGAGGAAGCGGCGCGGUGGACCCCUCCUCCCCAGGACAAGGCCCAUAGCAACGCCGCCACACCCACCGACGUCCGGGACGUGCAGUUCUAAGGGAGUCGAUGGGGCAGUCCCGGUGUCGCCCUUCCGAAAGACUCGACAGAGUUCGUGCCCGGGACUACGAGACUCGAUAGUGAGCGGACGAGUGCGUCCGCCCGGUGAGCGUCGCGCUCAUCAGCACUGACAUAAAGACUGACAUUGCGUGUUUAGACUACUGUAGCGUGUGUAGUCUAAGAUAGUUAGUAUGCCCUGCGUUGUAUAAUAUAACCUCCUGAGGACGGAGGUGGCACUGAAUUUUCGACAGUAUGCCCGGCUAAUAUAUUCGAUAUAUAGUUAAUCUUGGAAUUAUCUACCUCUUAAUCUUAAGAAUUCUUUCGCUUUGCGCUUGUAACGUAGCUGUAAAGGUUGAUGGGACCAAACCAUCCGAUUUUUGAGGCGGGGUCGGCCUUUAUAUAAUAUGUAUUUGAAUACAUCGUAUUUUUUAUAAAAAAUUAUGACUGCAGUCGAGUAUCUGCAUUUUGUAAAAAUCUCCAUUUACUUUUGAUGUAAACGAGUUGGAACUUGGAAGCUGUUUCCAAGCUGUUAAUGUAUCGGGGGAAGGCAAUAAAAUACGCUUUUAAUUGUAUAAAAUAACAUUUAUAGUUGUUUUCACAUUGUUAACAGAAGAUGUACCGGACAAUCGGUCCUUAUUACUUUUGUAAUGGUACAUGUGGUCAACGUCGAAGCCCACGUUGGCUUUCUUAGAAGAAUAUGUACCAGUAAAUGUAAGGAGUAAGGACCGAUAGUUCGAUAGGAUAUUUAUACCUACAAAUACUUGCAUAUUUAUACACAUUCUCGACAUAAAUUGGUAUUUUGGUCAAAUAGUAUAACAAAUAUAAUUAUUAUUUUUAUGAUGUAUCCACGCGACAAGCGUCCUAUAAGACUUGCAGAAGAGCACUGCAUGAAUUCUUUUUGAAUGGAUAUCCUUUAGCUACGUAGGGUAAAUAGGCAUUUAUAAAAUUUGUUCCUUUCGAUGACUACAGAACCAACAAACGAGUCUAGUAUGUAAUUUACCUUGUAACUACACGUAAACAUAAUUUUAAAUGUGAUAGCGUUAGGGAAACUGAUUAAACUUGAAAUCGUAGUCACUUUCAGUCAUAAUAUGUUAAAUUAGAAGUAGCUAUCUUAAAUUAAGCAAAAAUGAGAAAAAAAAUGUGAUUUUCGUAUUUUGGUAAGGUCUAGGUUAGUGUUAGUUUUAACGUUCACGUUUUGUUCCUACGAUCGACUAACACGACCUGCAAUAGGCACGCUCCCACAGUACUUAAGGAAUCUACAAUUAUAGGCGUAAGUUAUGUGUAUUGUGAUAUCAUUUCCAUAGAUAAAGUAAAUCGACUAUUUAUAAGCUCUGUAUUAAGUUUCGUUUUAGUUCUAUAAGUACGGGUGACACAUGCAAAUAUUGUAUCAAUAUUACACUAGUAUUUACUCUGAAUAUCGACUUACGUAUGCUCUGUCACAGCUCGCGUAGUAGCAAUACCACGUCUUCCAAGCCACGAGACAUGGCGGGCCUGUGUCUUUAAUUAUGACAAGAUAUGUAUUUAUUCGCCGAUAUAAUAUAUUUAACGAAACACCGUGUAAAUAAAUAGUAGACAAAUGUAUAUACGUAAUAGUUGGAGAUAUUAUAUGUCUAAAUGCUGUAAGCAUAUGGUGCCAUAGAUAUAUUGUGUAAAUUAGACGCACGGACGAUCCCGGGCCAGUUAUAAACGUGGAUGUGCCCGGGCCGUCUGGGCCUACGUGAUGAUUGUAGCGUAGUAUAUACUAUGACAAAUGUAACAUAUCUAUGUUUAUCUAAAUGGGAAAGUAUACGCAUUAAAAUAGUUUAUUUAAUGCUUAUUUCGUCUUCAUUCGCUUUAUAAGUACGAGAUAAGAUUAAAGUAUGUAAUUAGGGGAGAAAAUUAUGUUUCUUUUUUCCAAAAUGUAUAUAAUUAAGACCGAGCGAUGUCGCUCCGAGUGAUCUUAUUUUUGUCAAGAAAUAAAAGGGUUAAAUUUCAA